AGAGUCAGUCUCACCAGUGCAACGUUCCCAGUCAGACCAGCAAAGUUCUGACGCAAGUUUCUGGGGUUUACCAUUUAUGUUCUCAAAAUUAACAAGUGAAUAAAAGUGUAUUAAAAUUGUGAAGAAGCCAUGAAGUUCGUGGCAUAUUUAGGCUUGCUCUUUGGAGUGAUAGUGCUUGCAGAUGGAUAUACACCCUUUCGUAAUUGGGGAAAUCAAGCCUCGAAUUUGCCAAACUACACCAAUGAUAACAGACAAGUAGGACUUGGAUCGCGCAUUCAGGAUCAAAAUCAAAAUCAGAGACCUGGCCAAAGAAGGGGUCCUUACGGUGGAGAAUAUGUAUCAUCAACCAGUCCCUUUGAAAUUGUCUACGAAUGGAAAAUUUUUGAUUAUGAAUACCCAAGUACUACCGAAAGAAGAGCAGCCAUAGCUUCUGGAGAAUACAUUCAGGAAAAUACCAUGCCAUUGGGAAUUGAUGCUUAUGAGAAUCGCUUCUUCAUAUCGAUUCCACGAUGGAAAACUGGUACCCCAGCUACCCUUGUGUGGUUGGAUUUGCCAUCAAGAGAUAAGAGCCCGCUCUUGCGACCAUAUCCCAAUUGGAACUUCCACACUACUCCCACAAAUCCUGACUGCACAAAGUUCAUGUCAGUAUUUCGGGUUCAUGUUGAUGAUUGUGGCCGACUUUGGGCUAUUGAUGCUGGAAUGGUGAAUACAACAAGCACCCCUAAUCUCGUAUGUCCUCCAAAGAUUGUGGUGUUCGACCUUACUACUGAUAGAGUCCUCCUCAAUUAUCCCAUUCCACAAGACAUUGUCAAAGAGGAUUCACUCUACACAAGUAUCCUCGUUGAUAUUCGCAAUGGACAGUGUGAAGAUGCUCAUGCAUAUAUCACGGAUACUUGGCGUAGUGCUCUUUGGGUAUUCAGUUGGGCUAAGAAACGAAGCUGGCGGGCUAGUAACUACUUAAUGUUGCCAAAUCCACAUGCCUGUGAAUACAAUUUCCACAAUCAACUGGACUAUCAAUGGACUGAUGGGAUAUUUGGCACUGCUCUUGGGCUAGUUAAUUCACAGGGGGAUCGUCUCGUCUACUUCCAUCCAAUGUCAAGUUAUGCGGAAUUCUCAGUUCGAGCGUCUGUGCUCCAAAACGAGACUAUCUGGAGAGAAGGCAUCAAUGUCAACACUCAAUUCAAGCAAGUCGGCGAGAGAGGAACAAACAGUCAAUCUUCUACAUCCGGAAUUGAUCGGGAUGGUGUCUUGUUCUACACAUUAGUGAAUCAAGAUGCUGUUGGAUGCUGGGACACAAAUAAGGUGCUAGUGCCAAAUAAUAUACAUCACGUGGACCAGAGUCAGGUCUUCUUCUCCUUCCCCAACGAUCUCAAAGUUGACAAGGCCGUAGAUCAAGGUGUCUGGGUAUUAGCCAAUAAUCUUCCACUGUAUCUCUACACUGGUCUGGACUACAGCCAGGUGAAUGUGCGCAUCCUGCGGGCAAGCACUAAAAAUGCUGCAAAAGAUACAGCUUGUGAUCCUACAAGAAGAGGUGGCAAUAUUGCAUGGGGGUGAAUUUGAUAGUCAACUGACCUACAUAUUUUCUUUUUUGCGAAAGACUUUUUUAUGAUAUUCCUCAAUUACUCGAAUCAAUUAAAUAUUUACUUUGCAACAUGUAGCAUAUAUAUUUUUUUAUUAUUCCCAUAAACCAUAAAGAAUAAAACAUUCAAAAUAUGACCUCAAUGAACCUCUGUUGUUAUCGUCCAAAUUGCUAAAUUUUUGUAUCAUAAUGCUCAUAAAAACUUUUACUAGCAAUUUAAACUGCUUGACAUUUGUUGAAAAGAAAACAUUAGAAAUCCAAUAAAAUAACGAACCAUUGAAAA
This is a messenger RNA of Phlebotomus papatasi, 1862 nucleotides long. RefSeq names its product protein yellow-like. The transcript has 4 exons. Bases 130 to 1554 code for a protein of 474 amino acids. The record is from RefSeq and is a predicted model, not a curated record. Gene Ontology annotation, cellular component: extracellular region. Lineage: Eukaryota; Metazoa; Arthropoda; Insecta; Diptera; Psychodidae.